AUGCCUUCUCCAGAGCAGCCUGCCGAAAGUGGUGCUUGUAGUGGCGCUGAGUCCGUUGGCGAUAGUCGGGAAGAACCUGGACUACCUGGGGGGACUCCGAGCUCGCAGCACCAGUGGCAACGCUGGACUGAGGAGGAGUGGCAGCUGUGGAAUACCGGCAGAUGGGCUGGAUGGAGUGGGAGCCAUGCACCUUCUACUGGGGAUGCCAAUGACUAUAGUGGGGAUACUACUGAACAUGCUAGCCGGGAAGACACCUCUAGGAGGGGUACCAAGUCCACUGACCCUUGGAAUGCUUGGAAAGAUCCAUGGAACCGAAGUUCUUUGGGGAGCCAACGUGAUGAUGCAGUAGAUGAAAGGGUUGGGGGAGCUAGCGACAAGAUAGUGGUUCCGGAGUUUACUGGUGAAGAGGAUAAAGAAGGGUCCAAGACUAGGAGCUAUCUUAGGAAGAUAGAGGCCUGGAGGAGAGUCACGAGGUUGAAACCAAACAAACAAGCACUUGUCCUCUAUAAUGGACUCACAGGGAAGGCUUGGAGGGACGCGGAAGACCUUGACGUCUCCCUGCUGGACCACGUGGACGGCGUCAACCGCUUCGUGGAGUGGAUCACCCAGCGGUACCUGGACAAAGAGGUGGUCAAAGCCGGGAAGUACAUGAGCGACUUCUUCAAGUACUUCAAGAGGACCCAGAACCAGGACAUCCGGGACUUCAAUGGAGAGUUCGACAGGCACCUGUCGAAGCUACGUGAGGUGGGGUGCCAACUUCCAGGAGUUUGCAGCUCAUGGUGGUAUGUGGACAAGCUCCGUCUUGACAACACGACGGAGCUCAGUUUGCUGUCGUCCGUGAACAACCAGUACGACCUGACCAAGUUGCAAGAGGCUGCUGUCGACGACAUCCCUGACGAGGGCGACACAGAGACGCAUGAGGCCUACGUCGCUUUCAAGAAUGCCAAGACCAAGUACAACGACGUCCUGAAGGCGAGAGGAGCCUUGUCUGGGAAGUCGAAGGAGGAGGCCUUGCAGUUGGCGAAGGCGAGAUCCUAUUGCUCAGCUUGUGGAAAGAAGGGCCACUGGCACAAGGACCCCGAGUGUCCGAAACACAAAGGCAAACCUCAACCGGGAUCUACGCACACCACCCAUGUCGUCUUCUACACGGACAACGAGGGCCUGGAGACCAUCGUGGACUGUGCUUGCAGCAGGACUUUGGCAGGAUCUUCUUGGGCGAGGCGCUACUUGGAGAAGCUCAAGCAGGAGAAGAUCCCCUACAUCAUGAUCGAGCAGGAGGAGAACUUCAAGUUUGGUGGGCCGACCAUCUACCCCUCUCGACGUGCCAUUGUGAGUUGGCUGGCACUGAGGGGAAGGUGGUUCAUGAUCAAGAUCUCCGUGGUGGCCGCCAACGUGCCUUUGCUCUUGAGCCGACCGGUGUUGGCUUCUUUGGGGAUGCGCUACAUGAUGGAGGAGAACAUGGCAGACUUCACGAAGCUGGACCUGAAGGGUGUGGCCUUAGGUUUCACCUCCACUGGGCACCCUCGAGUUGAUGCCGUUGAUUUUGGACCUGAGGUCCCAUCUUGGCCUGAAAAGGUCGAUUGGAGUGUCACCGAAGUGCACGUGCCGGACCUGGCACACGGAGCGGUGGAAGCAUACAUAGCGAGGAACAAGCUUUGUCAAGGGAUUUCUGGAUUGAGACGGAAGACAACCUUUUUAGAAUCCACAUCACUCCAAGGAGAACGUGCUUUGAUCCAAAUAGGUGGAACACAGGUGAUGCCAACCUCAAGAAGCAGUUGCUGUGCAGUCUUCAUGAAGUACGUGAAUCAACAUGCAUACCGUGUCAUGGUAGUGGUCACACCCUUCGGCUUGAACAUCUUUGGCAACAUGAGCAUGCUCCAAUGGCAGAGUUUUUGUGGAUUGGCCGCAGCCGUUUUCGUCGUCGACGUGCGACGGAGCAAGCUCACGACCGACCAAUUCGAGACCCCCCGGAUGUCCCAGCAGACCACCAAGUCGCCAUGGAAGAUGAAGCGGGACGAGCUGGCCGACGAGCUGGUGAAGAUGGGGUGCCCUGUCCGACCGAACUGGACAGUGCCAGAGUUGCGCUCCUUGCUGAUCGAGAAGAUGGACCUGCAGGGAGACCAGAGCCACAAGACGAAGGGGAUCACGCACAUGUGCCUGCAGGACCUGACCGCGAAGUGCCUGGAGGAGGGACUUCCACUUCCCCGCAAACCGACACGGGGACUGCUUAUGAGAAUGUUGAGGGAGAACACCCCACCAGAGGACACAGAGAAGGUCUGUUUCGGGUCCUACAAGGGGUACAUGUACAAGGAGGUGAACCAAGAGUACCUGGAGUGGACGAUGCGGGAGGUUGCAGCCAAUCCGCAACACAGCCCCGACCUGGCACGACUGGCACGAUGGGCACAAGCCCGCAAGACGAGGCCCCCUCCAACUGGAGCCGCCUCGGGCAGUGGGGAUCCCGAGCAAUCUCCCUCAUUGCCGGUGCCAGAGAGUGCAGGCGGAGGCUUCGCUGGACGAGGAGAUCAAGGACAUGGAGACUCGCCUUCACAUCAUGAAGGCAGCCAAGGAAGCGGAGAAGAAGAGGUUGGAGGCGGGACUGGAGGAGAGUCCCAAGUUCAGCACUCCCGGACGUGGAUGAAGAAGAGAGCCCAUUGGGCGAAGUUGAAGGAGCUCCACAACAUCAAGAAGAAGAUGAAAGCCCCCCUUCAAGGAGGACUGACCACGGACAAGAUCACCGCCUCUGACAUCUUGGACACUUCUGAGGAGCCCUACGUCAUUGACGAGCCCUACGUGCCUGCGGAGGAGUUCGACGUUGAGGAGACUGAGGAGUCCGACUACAUCGACCUCGACGAGUACGAGUUUGAGGAGAAGACUGGAGUGCCUAAGGUGAAGCUCAGGUAUCCUGUGGACUAUGAGGACGUGAAGAAUCUUCCAUCGAAGAAGAUGAGGCGGAAUCAGAAGAAGAAGGUUAAAGGAUGGGUCCAUCGGGCCCUGUUGUGCCUGUCAACGACUUUGUUGGCAUGUGCCACUCCAAUUGCGGCAGAACUACAUGAAGCAGUCGUGGAGCCGGCUAAGGACCUGUGCAAGGCGGUGCUUGGCCCCAAUACCCUCCAGGGCAAACGGGAGCCGAUAGCUCUUCUUGAGCUCUGGAUCGGCUCACCUCACAGCCGAGUUCGCAAGACGAGGCUACAACGCCAUGAUCUUUUUGAUCGCCUUCAGCAGGAGAGCGUCUUCGAUGACUUGAACUACAAGAAACCAGCGCUGCUGUGGGUGGCCCUGCCAUGUACCAAGUGGUCCCAGUGGCAGAGGCUCAACUUUGCACAGAGGAAGCAACAGCUGAGGAGAGAGAGGAAGAAGCAGAGGGAGUUGGUGCACUUCGCAGUGGAGUGUGCCUGGAACCAGAUCGCCAAUGGAGGAGAGGUGAUGUUUGAGCACCCUCGUUCCUCUGACCUUUGGGAUGACCACGCAAUGGAGGGUCUCAUGGAUAGCGACCUGAUGGUAUACUCCGACAUCGACAUGUGCUGUUAUGACCUGAGGGCCACCACGGAUGGUGGUAGGCUCAGGAAACCAACCCGCAUUGCUGCCUCUCACCCAAACCUGCUGAUUGGGAUGAACAGAAGCUGCCCAGGUAACCAUGAACACACCCCGACAGAAGGGAGGAACACCAAGUCAGCUGGGGUCUAUACACCGGCAUUUUGCCGAGCAGUGAUGCAGGGUUUUAAAGCCCAAGAGAGGAGCGUUUGGGUUGGAAGAGAUGAUCCCCGAGGCAAGACCUGGGAUGCCUACGCAGUGAAUGAGGCUGAGGACGGUGAGGAGGCUGGAAAGAUGAAGCAGAAGAUGUCUGGCAUUGAACUACCUGCACACGUACCUCAACCCCUUGCUCGAGCUCUAUGGCGGAUCCAUCAGAAUCUCGGGCACCCUUCCAACCAUGAUCUGGCUAGGCACCUGAAGCUAUCUGGGGCCUCGGAAGGUGCCGUCAAAGCUGCCCAGUCUAUCAGGUGCAGCUCUUGUGCAAGAUUGUCGAACCCCGGCACCAGGAGACCGGCGAAGUUGGUGCGGCCGCUUGAGUUCAACCAGGAGGUGGCGGUGGACACACUCAACCUCUACCUACAUGACAACACCAAGGUGUCCGUUCUCUCGGUGCUGGACCUCGCGACGGGCUACCACGUGGUCAAGAAGCUUCAAGGCCGUAAGUCGGCGGACUUGCUGAGGACGUUCACCGACUGCUGGCUUUCAUGGGCUGGUCCGCCACUUAGACUGGCCUGCGAUCAGGAACGGGGCUUCAUCAAGGAGUUCACGGACGGCAUCGAGAUGGGAGGUACGCAUGUGAAAUACAUUGCAGGCCAGGCUCACUGGCAAGCUGGAGCAGUUGAACGGCAGGGAGAAUGGUUCCGCGCUAUGUGGGAUCGAACUGUGACUCACUCUAUGCCCUCUGCAGACGAGGCUGAGUAUACCCUGGCGAUGGUAGCCGCAGCAAAGAACAACUUGAGAAGGAAGCAUGGCUACUCACCUGCCCAAUGGCUGUUCGGAUCUCAACCCCGCACAGGUGACGGGUUCCUGGACGAGGAGAAUGGAUUGUAUGAAAGAGAAGAACUGAGAUCACCAGAUGAGGUCUGGCGGCGGAAGCAAACUAUCAGACAGGCCGCUAGACAAGCAUUCAUACAGUCUCAGGCUGAUGACGCCCUGAAGAGAGCGGUACUCGGUAGGCCGAGGACCAACAAUGAGAUCUUCGAGGCUGGAGACUAUGUGUACAUCUUCAGGGUGGACAAGACAGCCAAGGGUGUUGCCAGACACCGACAGAAUAAAGGUGAGUGGAUUGGACCUGGAGUGGUCGUGGGAAAAGAGGGACCCUCGUACUGGGUAUCGAGGGGCGGCCGUUGUGUCCUUUGUGCCGCCGAACACCUCCGACCUGCAGAAUCAGAAGAGCUUGGAACAGCUUUCCAGACGAGAGCUGUCAAGGAAGAUCUGAUGAGAUUGGCACUCCGCCUUGAUGACAGUGAGGACGACGAGGAAGCCUUUGCUGACGCAACAGCACCCGUCUACCCAAAGAGACUGGUGAACUACGAGACUGUCCCCGAGCGUCGGGUCAGGGAAAAGGGAACUGUGAGGAUGCACAAGAGACCAGUACCACCAGGUGGAGAAGAACAAGGAGUUCGUCCUCGUCCCCUUCCACCUGUGCCUGACUCUGACUUUGAGGAGCUCUUGGACAAGGAGGUGGAAGCCUCUAGCAGUGCGGGGCCAGCUCGGCAGGCCUUGGUCGCAGAACGGCGAGUGCCAAAAUCAGCAAUCAAGCAGGUCGACAAGGAGAUCAAAUGGGAUGAUAUACCCACAGCCGAAAGACAACUUUACAUCGAGGCUGAGGACAAGCAAUGGAAGGAACACCUCAAGUAUGAGGCUGUCAGGGUACAUCCACCAGAAGAUGCUGAGAUUCUCCGCGACAAGGUCCCCAAGAACCGGAUCUUAAGUGCCAGAUUUGCAUACAGAGACAAGAAUGCUGCAAAGCGAAGGGAAGACCCUUCGGUGGGGCCAAAGGCAAAAGCGCGGCUAUGUGUGGGAGGACAUCGAGAUCCUGAUCUCCGACAUGGAACAGUUUCGACAGAAGCACCCACAGCUUCGAGAUGUUCGCUGACCACACUUCUCUUCCUGGCCGCGCAGUUCGGAUGGCUGCUGGCAGCUGGAGAUGUUGAGGCUGCCUUUCUCAACGGCAUCGAAUCCAAGAGGGGCCUUUACUUUGAGGUGCCGAAACGUGGACUGCCAGGGGUAUUGCCAAACUCCUUAAUUGAGAUUGUCAAAGGGGUCUUCGGGCUUUCAAAUUCGCCAAGGCUCUGGUGGGACAAGUUGGCCAAGGAGUUGUGCAACCUGAAGAUCAUGGUCAACGAGGUGGAACUACGACUAUUUCAUCACGAAUACGAUCCUUGUUUUCUACCUCUUCGCGAUCCUCAGGGACAACUUCGAGGAGCUCUCAUCACGCAUGUGGACGACCUCUUGGUGGCAGCACCCCCAGCAGAAAUGGCACAACUCCAACAAGCUUUGUCGAAGAUCUUCCCCAUCUCAGAGUGGGAAUCAGGUACCUUCGACUACACUGGAGCCACGAUCAAACAGUCUGAGGAGUGCAUUGAACUUCAUCAGACAUCCUAUGUCAAAGCGAGGCUGGAGACAGUGGAGAUGCCGAAGGACGUGGCACCUAGCAGUCAAGCAGACCAGGUGACCGCCCAGGACAACAUGAGCACCAUCGGCGCUCUGUCCUGGUUGGCCUCGCAGACCCGACCUGACUUGCAGGCCGGCGUGUCCCUGUCGCAGAGGAAGCAGAGAAGCCCAACCUACGAGGACGUGAAGCUGACCAACCGCCUGGUGAAGAUGGCGCAGAUGGGCAAGGAUGAGCCGCUCAAGUUCGUCAAGCUGGCGGACAACUUUGAUGACCUCAUGCUCAUGGUCUACCACGACGCGGCAUGGGCGAAUGCCCCUAUGGACCUGGACCUCGACGACCAUGAGGAUGUGAUCGCCUCUGAGGGACAAGGUGUCUAUUCCCAACUUGGACACCUCCUGGUGGUAACCUCCCGGCAGGCCCUUGGAGCAAAAGACUGUCCCAUGGCGAUUGUGGGCUGGAAGUCCCACGCAUGCCCUCGCGUGUGUAGGAGCACCUUUGCUGCCGAGACGAUGGCAGGCCUUGAGGGUUGGGAGGAAGCAUUGGCAUUCCGCUCUUUCGUGGCCGGCGUCCUUUCGCCUGAUCCUGCAAAAGCUCAAGAAGCAGAGGCCCGGAAACUCUUCCCUAUCGUUUCCAUGACAGACUGCAAGUCGCUGUAUGACAGCGUCCAUCGCCUUGGAGGACCAAAGGCGCCUAGCGAGAAGAGGCUGGUCGUCGACAUCACAGCACUUCGGAAAAUGGUCAAUGAAGAGGCGCAGUGGUGGGGCAGUCGCAUCAUCGGUGGGAAGACGCUCCGAUGGGUCCCAACAGGGAGUCAGAUGGCAGAUAUCCUGACCAAGGACGUGCGUCGCAUCCGCGACGGCAACAGCUUUGCGACGCGCUCGGUGGCCGCCAAGCAGCAUUUGCUGCUGCUCAACCAACUCGACUUCCUGUCCCAACGCGACGAGAUCCUUUGGGAGCGCAGUUCAAUGCCCGCCAUGGCCCCGUUGAUCCGACGUAAGUCCCUUGCUUUGCCGAUGGCUCUUUUGGUCAUGGCCUGUGUCAUGAUGCCGCCCGCCUUUACGGCCCCGGAGGACGUUGGUCCCGAGACGCUGCGGACGCUGCGCCAGCUGCGGCCUUUGAUCGGCGGCGCCGUGCUGACCUCGGCGCUGCUGGGCGCCAGCAGCCAGAUGGGCUGGAAGUCGCAGGACAACUUUGGGAUCACCGUGAAGAAAAUCAGCACCAUGUUUUGCAACCUUUUCGCCGUAUGGCUGGCCCUUUCGGCCAUUGCCGCAUUGAAGCAACCAGAGGGCUUUUUCCAUGAGGAUUGUCCGGUUUAUGGCAGUUUGAGUGAUUUCAGCUUGUCAGUUUGCCAGUCUCCAGAUGAGUCUGGAAAGCUUCACUGGGGAUGGAUCAUUGGUCAGGGAGGCGUUCCUGCAUAUGGCUCCAUGUCCCAGAAGGAUCGAAUUCCAUCAGGUGAUUGGCAGUGCUUUCAGGCUUCACCUCCAGGGCCCUCUCUGCAUUUCAUCAAGGAUGACCCAGAUGCUGCUGCCAAAGCCUAUCUCCAAGAAGCGCGGCAAAGGGCCAGCCGUGCCAAAACAUCCAACCCGCAGCUGGCGGUCACCGUUGAGGCCUUCCAAAAAUCCAUGGGUCCUGGCCUGCCCUGGCAGCAAUGUGCCCAGUUGAGGGUGGAGGUAGCCACCCUCCUCCACGACUGCGAGCAGAUGGAGCAGGCCUUGAAGCAGCUCAGGGCGGCCCAGGAGCUUUGGCCCAGCUGCCCUGAAGCUUUGUUGUUGAAGACGCGCAUCCUCCGCGAUGCCUUGCAGCCCAGUGAAGCCAGACUUGCUGCAAGACAAUGCCACAUGGUCCUCAGGAUGCUUGGUGAGAAGGGGGGCCAAAUACAGAAGGCUUGCGAAAGAAUAUUGCAAGAACUGGGAGAAGGCACGGUAUUGCCGGAGCAAUUCUUUCCCAAUUUUCUUGACUGUGAAGAUGCAGAUGUGAAAGAAAAGGCAAGUCAUAUAGCCGAUCUGGGGCCAACAAAAUGUGAUCUGAUUGUAGCUGUCAAAGUGUCAGGGUGCAGCAUGCCAAACGUCGAUGGAGUGUAUGAGCCCAGCCGUGUCAUUUCCAACCAGUUUGUUGUCUUUGAGAAUUCUUUUGGUUUCAGAUUGUCUUUGGAAACUAUGUCCAGGAAAAAUGCUGGACCUGAGUCUGUUGACAAGGGCUGGGUCAUUGGAAAGGGUGCAGUGGGAUUCUUCAACACAGCCAGCAGGGCGGACAAUGGGCUGCCAUCGGGUAGAUGGUUUUCUUUUCCAGCCGCUUCGGAAUGCACACCGCCCAGCUGCACCAUGUUCCGGCGUGCAGAGAUGGAGGACAGUAUUUUGCAGGUCCACAAUGCUCGGCUUGCUGGCCCAAGCGCUGAUGCAAGUGCCGUUGCUGCAGCAGCUUCGAUGUGCUUGAAGUUCUUGCAGCGGACAACAGUGGAUCUCUGGAAGGUGGCGUUCGUUUUGACCGAACUUGCUGGGGUGUUCCGGCAAUUGGGCCUUCACCACAGGGCCCUGGAAGCUGUUUCAAAGGUGUUGGAGCUGUGCCCUGGUCAUUGGGAGGCCUACCUGGAGGCUGCCUGCAUUCAUGCAGUGAUGCAGCACCCUUUCGAGGCCACAGUGCCACUGCGGCAGCUCCUAACGGCUCGACCUGCUGAUGGUCGGGCAGCGGCCAUGCUGGUGCAGCUUUGUGAGUCCCAGGACCUUGGAAAGGAGCUGGAAAUCUGGCUCAAAAAUCAUGCGGAAAGCCCCUUGGUGGCCGAAUACUUGGCAAAACGCCAAGGCGAGAAGUCAGAACUCAAAGCAGAACCAGAGGAUGGCAUGUUUGCAGACUUUCAGCUGGAGGAUCAGAGGGAAGAGGUCCAUGCUCAUUGGACCCUUCCAGGUCACAUCCGCAGCAAAGACGUUUCGGUGAACUUCAAGCAGGACUGGCUGUCGGUGCACGUGCAGGAGCAGCUGCUGUUUGAAGGUGACCUGGCGCACAGCAUCCGUCCGAGCGAGUCCAGUUGGACCUUCUCUUCGCCGCAUCUGACAGUGACGCUGUGCAAGUGCGCUCAGGCGGGGAAGUUUCGGCGCUGGGAGGUGCUUCAGAAAGAGGAUGCGGCCACCAGGCUGCAGCGCUUGGGCGGGUUGCCAUUUGAAGAGAAGGCCACCUUUACGUGGGUCAAGUCCCAGUACUUUACCACUUUGUUGGGACUUCUCAUGUUCUCGGUUGGCAUCACGACCACCAUUGCCGACUUCAAGGAAUGCCUGAAACGACCUGGUGCAAUCGCCAUCAAUUUCAUCUCCUGCUAUGUCAUCACCCCGGUGUUGGCAUAUGUAUUGGCAAAAGCCAUUGGAGCGGAUGGUCCGAUUCUGGCAGGUCUGGUACUGGUUGGAUCCAUCAACGGCGGACAAGCGUCAAACCUUUGCACUUUGAUCGCUGGUGGGGACGUAGCUCUGAGCGUGCUGAUGACAACGUCCACCACCCUGGGAUGCAUUUUCAUGACACCCUUGAUUUGCCACUUGGUACUGGGUGCAGUGGUUCCCGUCGAUGCCGCAGGUAUCGUUUGGUCCACCUUCCAAGUGGUGCUGUUCCCCAUCUUUUUGGGUGUGGGGCUCAACACCCUGGCGCCCAAGCUCUGCAAGGCUGUGUCUCCCUUCACUCCAGUGGUCGGAGUGAUCUCCACUGUUCUUCUCGUGGGCGCGUCCGUGGCCAAAUGUGCUGAGCCCAUCCAGUCGGCUGGUCUGCCCUUGCAGUUGGCCUGCGCUGCGCUGCACCUGGUGGGCGGUUUGCUGGGCUUUGUUGCCACCAAGAGUUCCGGCUUCGAUGAGCGCACCUGUCGCACGGUGGCCAUAGAGACGGCCAUGAAAUCCAGCGCCUUUGGCUUCCUCUUGGCCUCGCUACACUUUGGUGCUUUCAACGUGCGCGUGCCCAGCGCCGUCAGCGUGGUGUGGAUGGCAAUCGUGGGCAGCGUGUUGGCGGUCUACUGGAAGAGCCGGCCCGUGAAUGUGGAGAAAGCAGAUGCCAAAGGGGUCGCGUGUAUCUUGGCCACACAGUGCGACUCGCUGUGGCGUUUGGUUGGCACGGGAGUUCAACCUGCCAGCAGCAUGAUCUUUUUGCUGGACCAACUGCACAUGAGAGGAGCUGCACGUGAUAUGUUUGCGUCGACCGAAACUGCUGUGCGCGUGGCUCUUGCUGCAAAGCUGCCGACUGUCGAAAACUUUAACGACGCCUUGGCAGUAAGGCAUUAG
Messenger RNA from Cladocopium goreaui, 10398 nucleotides. Lineage: Eukaryota; Dinophyceae; Suessiales; Symbiodiniaceae. The record is from the annotation of a GenBank genome assembly.